This is a messenger RNA of Stylophora pistillata, 2683 nucleotides long. RefSeq names its product SEC14-like protein 1. NCBI's taxonomy places the organism in Eukaryota, Metazoa, Cnidaria, Anthozoa, Scleractinia, Pocilloporidae. Gene Ontology annotation, cellular component: cytoplasm. The record is from RefSeq and is a predicted model, not a curated record.
AGACACAAGCAAACAUGUCGGUGGUGCGUGGACACCGGCGUGUCUUGCACAAUCAGUUUUAGUUUGAAAGCUCGUUAUUUUGUGUUAGCUUUACUCAGUAGCAGUUGAAAUGGUGCAAGAAUACCAGUCCCCCGUAAGGGUAUAUAAGUAUCCUUUCGAGAUAGUUAUGGCGGCUUACGAAAAGCGUUUUCCUACUUGCAAAAUGAUUCCAGUGUUUCUCGGCAGCGAUAUUUUGUCAGAGUAUAAAAGCGAAGACGGCGCAAUACACAACAUCGAAAGGAGAUGCAAGCUCGACGUAGAUGCUCCCUAUCUAUUGAAGAAAAUUAUUGGCGUUGAGCAUGUGUACUUCAAUCAAACGAACUGUCUCGACAGGCGGGAGAGGACUCUGACUAUCACUGCUUUCAACGAGAGCUUCUCAUCUCGUGUUUCUGUUACGGAACACUGCUUUUAUUCGGUUCAUCCUGACAAUCCUGACUGGACUUGUUUUGAGCAGGAUGCCACUUUGGACAUCAAGUCAUUCUUUGGUUUUGAGGCAGCCAUUGAGAAGUUGGCCAUCAAGUUGUAUCUUCAGAACAUCAAGAAGGGUAAAGAAGUGAUUCAGUAUUAUAUUGAUGAGUUGAUAAGUGAAGGAGUGACAUAUCUGGCUCCCUUUGAAAACUCCCGUGGACGCCCGAGAACAAAGAGUGCGGAAGCUGUUGGCAGUGAAGACCAAACUGAGGAGGAUGGUGAUGCCCUUCCUAUUGCAAGCUCUGCAAUAGAAGCUUCUGAUGUGGUACCUCUUGCCUCCAGACCAGACUACAAGCUUGAUGAUGACUACAUUCAGAGAUUCCUGGGAAAACUUAGUCCCAAGGAAGAGAACCAACUUAUUCAGCUGCGUAAGAAACUCAGUGCCACACAUCAGGGAAAGAUGCCAAAUGAUGCCCAUCUUUUAAGAUUUCUUAGGGCACGAGACUUCAACUUAGACAAGGUGUAUGAGAUGCUGUGCGAGUCUCUGGCAUGGCGACGGCAUCACAAUAUAGACAACAUAAGGGAAAUAUGGCAGCCUCCUGAACCUCUUUUGAACUACUACAGUGGAGGGUGGCAUAACAGAGACAAAGAGGGGCGACCAUUGUACAUACUUAGGCUUGGGUCCAUGGAUGUUAAAGGUCUCCUAAAAGCUGUUGGUGAAGAUGGCUUUCUGAAGCAUGUUGUCUCAAUUAAUGAAGAAGGACUAAGAAUGACAGAGGAACUGACAAAACAAACAGGGCAUCCAAUCAGGAAUCAAAGCUUUGUUGAAGGUGAUUGAGGUUGUAGAAUGUAACUACCCUGAGACAAUGGGUAGACUGCUGAUUGUGCGUGCACCCAGGAUAUUUGGUGUUUUGUGGACACUGGUCAGUCCUUUCAUUGAUGAAAACACAAGGAACAAGUUCCUCAUUUAUGGAGGAAAUGACUACCAGGAUCCUGGUGGUUUGACUGACUAUAUUGCAGCAGAAUACAUUCCAGACUUUCUUGGUGGACCAUAUGAGUGUCAAAUUAAGGAGGGGGGACUUGUCCCAAAGACUCUGUACCGAUCUCUGGAGUUCAAUGAGGGAGAAGAAUCUUGGAGCAGUGAAAUCUACCAAACAACACAUGUUAGUAAGGGCUCAGCCCAUGAGGUCCUGGUAACAAUAAAAGAAUCUCAGGCAGUAAUCACAUGGGAUUUUGAUGUCAUGAAAGGAGAUGUCCAGUUCACAGUGUUCCGUCACAAGCGGCCUCGUGAGGCAGUCAGUACCACAAGCUUGUCAAGUUUUGGAAGUGAUGCAUCCCUCAACCAGUCUGGAGUUAUUGCUGGGGUUGAUGCAGUGGUGGUUGAAAAGCCAAGGCAUUGCUAUGAUGGUGAAUCUAUACAGGGGACACAUGUUUGUUCCAUUCCUGGAGUUUAUGUUCUUCAGUGGAAGUACAAAUCUGGAGCACCAACAGGCCAAGCCCAUGGGCGUCACACCAGAGCUAAAGUCAUGUACUAUCAUGAAGUACUUCCUUCUCGAGAUUUUAGGGGAUCGUUAUCAAGUCUGGAGUCUUGCCACAGCGGCUUCUCUCAACUUAGCAUUUCAACUUCAACAAGUCACUCUUCAGGUGCAAGCACUGCUUCACAUCCGUCCAGAUAGCAACUACAGUCAAGAGGGGCUCUGACACCAAGCACAACCAAAUUGCAUGUAACAAAACAAAGUGGCAAAGAAUGAGCUAAUUACAGUGCUUUGCAUUACUUCUUUACAACAUGCACAGAGGACAGAAUGUUAAGUGAUUUGUAACGUCUGUUUGUAUAGCUAAACAGAGUGCUUUAUGCCCGUCAAUUUUCUAUCCUAAUUAUAGUGAAAGCAAAUUGCCAUUUUUGUCUGCUGGCAGACGAAAUUAUUGGUAAUUAGCGACAGAAAUUUAUUUGAGAAGUUGUGGAAUACCAGAGAAUCUGAAUUGCUACAGGCUUGUAGCUCAGAAAUUUCUGGUGACACACUUUUGCUCAAGUUAAGGCUAAACAGUGGUAAAAUGCAUCUCAAUUUACAUAAUAUGUAUAUAAAAUUAAGAAACAGUCAAUUUUUUUUUCAAUUGUCAAUGCAUUAUGUGUUGCAACACUUAAAGAACUGAACAUUUCAGUGUCCUCUGCUGCCUGUUUUUUUUCUAGCUAGCUUUAAUUGCAAAGGUUUUGUUCCUACUAUUCCCAUGCAAUAGG